Molecule: messenger RNA, 2959 nt
Organism: Odocoileus virginianus texanus
Lineage: Eukaryota; Metazoa; Chordata; Mammalia; Artiodactyla; Cervidae
Source: RefSeq, a predicted model, not a curated record
CGGGUCGCCGUGUCUCCCGCUGCGGCGUCCGCAGCAGAACGCGUUCCCGAGACCUGUGCUGCGGCUCCAGGAGGCGUUUAUAGCAAGGUAUCGAAGGACUUUACCGACUUUUAUCUCAGUGAUAGCUCUGCCAGCCCGACCUUCCCGGGUGCUCUCUAGACAGGAGGGCGCGGUAGCUCAGGCCACCAAGGAAAACAAGGUGGGAACCAGACUGGCCGGUCGAGGGGACUGAGGAAGAUUAGGGACUUGCUUUAGAAUCCAGCAAGAAGGAGGGCGAGCUCUGCAGCGAGCACCAUGGCGUGGCCGUGCAUCACGCGAGCCUGCUGCAUCGCCCGCUUCUGGAACCAGCUGGACAAGGCGGAUAUCGCCGUGCCGCUGGUUUUCACCAAGUACUCGGAGGCCACCGAGCACCCGGGUGCCCCGCCGUCGCACCAGCAGCCGGCGCCCGCGCCCCCCUCGGCGCGCACGGUCGCCAUAGAAACACAGCCGGCCCAGGGCGACGGGGAUGCGGUUGCCCGGGCAACAGGGCUGGCGCCGGGGCCUAGCGGAGAACGAGAGGCUGGGGCCUCCUCUGGCCGGAGCGGACCGGGCCCAACCUCUGGCUCCGGCUCCACCUCCAGCGCGGGUCCCGCGGACUCGGUGAUGCGGCAGGACUACCGCGCCUGGAAGGUGCAGCGGCCUGAGCCGAGCUGCCGGCCGCGGAGCGAAUACCAGCCUUCGGACGCGCCCUUUGAGCGCGAGACCCAGUACCAGAAGGACUUUCGCGCCUGGCCGCUGCCGCGCCGCGGGGACCACCCGUGGAUUCCCAAGCCCGUGCAGAUCGCCACUUCUUCCCAGGCGGCAGUGCCUGCGCUCCGUGCCCCCCAGCGCCGACCUCAGAGCCAGGAGCGCUGGCCUGUGCAGGCCGCCGAGGCCUCCGAGCAGGAGGCGGCCCCUGGCGGAGCAGGUGUCCUUGCGGCUGGAAAAGCGUCCGGUGCAGAUGAGCGCGACACUCGCAAGAAAGCUGGGCCCGCCUGGAUGGUGCGGCGCGCCGAGGCGCUGGGGCAGGAGCAGACGCCGCUGCCCGCGGCUCAGGACCAGGUCCAGGCCACUGGCCCCGAGGCGGGCAGAGGGCGUGCGGCGGCCGACGCGCUCAACAGGCAAAUCCGCGAGGAGGUGGCGAGUGCAGUGAGCAGCUCCUACAGGAAUGAAUUCAGAGCGUGGACGGACAUCAAGCCUGUGAAACCCAUAAAAGCCAAGCCUCAGUACAAGCCUCCAGAUGAUAAGAUGGCUCAUGAGACCAGCUACAGUGCCCAGUUCAAAGGGGAGGCCAAUAAGCCAACCCCAGCUGACAAUAAGGUCAUUGAUCGCAGAAGAAUACGCAGCCUCUAUAGCGAGCCCUUCAAGGAACCUCCAAAGGUGGAGAAACCUAGUCUCCAGAGCUCCAAACCAAAAAAGACCUCAGUGAGCCAUAAGCCCCCGAGGAAGGCCAAAGACAAGCAGGGGGCGUCGGGCCGGGCGUCCAAGAAGAAGAGCGCGGAGGGUGCGCGCACCGCCCCGCCCGCCGCCGACAAGGAGCAGAGCGCAGAGAUGAACAAUAAGCUGGCUGAGGCUAAAGAGAGCCAGGUCGAACCCACCAGGGAUUCACCUAAGAAUCAAGGUCCUGUAGCCACAGAGGCAGACAAGGAUCAAGGUCCAGUGGGCCCAGGGCCUCUGAAAGAUCAAGGUCCUGGGAUCCAAGAGCCUUCAAAGGGUCAAGGCCCCACAGCCCCAGAGCCUCUGAAGGAUCAAGCUCCUGUGGUCCCGGGGCCUCUGAAGGAUCUCGGUCCCAUAGUCCCUGCAUCACUUAAGGAUCAAGAUCACACAGUCCCUGAGCCUUUAAAGAAAGAAGGUUCUGUGAUCCCAGCACCAGUCAAGGACCAAGAUUCCUUGGACCCCAUGCCUCUAAAGAAUCAAAUUCCUAUGGUUCCAGCAAGAAUUGAAGAUGAAGGUUCUGUGGUACCAGAGCUUCUGAAGGAUCAAGGCCCCACGGCCUCUGCACCUGUCAAGGACCAAGGUCCCAUGGUCCCAGCACCUGUCAAGGACCAAGGUCCCAUGGUCCCAGCACCUGUCAAGGACCAAGGUCCCAUGGUCCCAGCACCUGUCAAGGACCAAGGCCCCAUGGUCCCAGCACCUGUCAAGGACCAAGGUCCCAUGGUCCCAACACCUGUCAAGGACCAAGGUCCCAUGGUCCCAGCACCUGUCAAGGACCAAGGCCCCAUGGUCCCUGAGCCUGUGGAUCAAGGUCCCAUCGUCCCAGCACCUGUCAAAGACCAAGGCCCCAUGGUCCCUGAGCCUGUGGAUCAAGGUCCCAUCGUCCCAUCACCUGUCAAGGACCAAGGCCCUAUGGUCCUAGCACCUGUCAAGGACCAAGGUCCUAUGGUCCCAGAGCAACUGAAGGAUACAAGUGCCCUCGUCAUAGAACCUGUGAAGAAGGAAGGUUCUGUGCUAUCUGAGUCUGUAGAGAAACAAGGGUUAUUGGUCCCACAGCCAGUCAAAGAUCCAGGGAGGGGGGUCUCAGAACUUCUGCAGGAUCAUGAUUCUGUGAUUGCAGCGCCUGUCAAGGAUCAAGGCCCCGUGGUCCUGGAGCCUGUCAAGAGUCAAGUUCCUAUAAUCCCGGUGCCUCUGAAAGAUCAAGAUCCUCAGGUGCCACCACCAGCAAAGGACCAAGGUCCUAUGGUUCCUAAGCCUCUGAAGACUCAAGGUCUCAGGAGCCCUCAGCUGCCCACGGUCUCACCACCACCCCCAGUCAUGAUCCCAACUGUCCCCCAUGCAGAAUAUGUCGAUGGUUCCCCUUGACACUCACCCCUUGACAUGCCAAAGAAGGAGCUGGAGGUGAAAGUGCUCCCUCUCAGGGGCAGCAAAGACACUUAUUUAAUCUGCAUGAAACACGUAUUGUAUAGUCUUGCUGGAAUCUAAUAAAACUGGUCCCUCUGGCUCA